ACGGAAACACAAGACAUGCAAGAGCGGUUCCGGUCCUGGCGUGGGCUGGAGGCGGCGGAAUGGAGACCCAGACUGGGGACGCGGGAUUGACCCGCCGCCCGACGCUGGCCUCUUCGUGGGAUGCAGCGAACGGGGCGCUGACCCAGAGCCUCCUUCUCACCCAGACUGGGCCCGGCGCCCAGAAUUUCGAGUGGGAGGAGCUUCUGGCGCCGCCUGCCCCAGGCCAGGAUCUGGUGAGUUUGAAGAGCAGCCCAAGACCCCGAGGAGGAAACCCCUGUUUCCUCUACCUGAGAUGUGACCCUAAGGGAGAAGAAGAAAUCGAUUCUGUUGGCCUUUUAAGUUCAGCAAGAAAUAUGGAAGUAUAUGUAGGAGAGGAAUACUGUGGAACCAGUAGGGGCAGUAGCGUUUGCACCAUUCUGGAUGGCAGUGAACAUGAUAAAAUCAUUUUGUACAAAAAAUACCUAAAAUUGGAAACUUCAACACAUGCAUGUAAAAUAAAGUUGCUGUCCUUUGGUGAAAAGCAGUGUGUGUUCAUCGGUAAAGUUGUGGUGCAUAUGAGACCAAUUUCAGCAAAUUCUUCACCAGGCUGUCCUGCUCUAGGAUCAAGGAUAGACCUUGACAAAGUCCAAACCAUGAUGGAGUCCAUGGGGUCAAAGUUAUCACCUGGAGCUCAGCAGUUAAUGAAUAUGGUUAGAUUUCAGCAACAGAAUUGUAUUUCCAUUGGAGAACAGCUUCAGUCAGUUUUGGGAACCACUGGAUUCACGCGCAUGAUUACACUACAGUCAUCUACUUCAGGAGCCUUAGACAAGUUGUCCUCCACACCUUUUCCUUUUAGAACUGGAUUGACAUCUUCAAAGAUGACUGAAAAUUUAAAGGCUUUCAUUGAUAAAAGCACACAGCCACUUGAUGAAGAAAAUACUACAAACCAUGAGUGUAAAAUUGUGCCACAAAACCAUUGCCUUCUUGAGAAUGAUCUUAAAAAUGCAGUGUCUUCUUUCUUACCAAAGAAAGCAAGUGACAACUCAAAUAUGUCCAACUCUGAGCUGCUGCCCUUUCUCCAGAAUUUAUGCAGUCAAGUUAAUCAUCUCCGAGUAGGACAUACUGCCAAGUCGCAGGAACAUACCUCCAAGCCUCGUGAAGGGAUUGUUGGUGUUACGAUGGAAGAACAGCCCAUUUGUUCCUACUUGGAAAAGAUUCUUUCUAAAAAUAUGGAACUGAUGGAAAAGAAACUUAUGGACUACAUUGACCAGCGAAUAUAUAAACUCCAGGAGCACAUAGAUGAUAAAAUUGCUUUGUUAAUGGAUUUGUUACAAAAUCCUAACUUUCCACUUGCUGGGAUGCCUCUAACACAUUAUGACUCUGGAGAAAGACUUUCAAAUGGAGAAAGAUAAGCUUCUCAAUAUAUACAUUGUACUGCAGAUAUUUAUUACCUAUUUAUUACAAAGCCAAAACCCCAAAAUGUUUAUGAAUAGCAAGUAUUUAACGUUCUUUAAAGAUCAUUGUCUUACAUAAAGUGACCUCAAUGUUCAUUUUGACUGCCCUUGUUAUUGUAAAUCCAGUACUGUACACUGAAUUAACAUAAUACAGUCAGGUUAUUUUUGUUUGCAAUAUUUUUCACUCUUACAGUAAUUUAUCUAUACAUGUGUUGCUUAAAUGUUUAAGGAUUUCUAAUGCAGUUCAUUAGUUUGUAUUUUAUAUUAUGUAUGUGUUUGAUGCAAGUGAGUUUUUUAUUUAUAUAAAAAUUUUAUAGUCUUAAGAGUAUGAAAAAAUUACUUGAUAAGAGUAUUUCAUUUUUUCCUUUUUCUAAUUCUUGAAAAUAUUUGGAACCUUUAAGAUCACAAAUUUGCAUUUUGUAUUGCUUAUCUGAGGUAAUGAAUAAAAUGCAAUAUUUGGUUUGUGUAAAAUUAA
Molecule: messenger RNA, 1908 nt
Organism: Heterocephalus glaber (naked mole-rat)
Lineage: Eukaryota; Metazoa; Chordata; Mammalia; Rodentia; Bathyergidae
Gene: CUNH10orf88
Product: chromosome unknown C10orf88 homolog
Source: RefSeq, a predicted model, not a curated record